Lotus japonicus is the source of this 2025-nucleotide messenger RNA. Its product is annotated as serine/threonine-protein kinase GRIK1-like. Bases 583 to 1815 code for a protein of 410 amino acids. Lineage: Eukaryota; Viridiplantae; Streptophyta; Magnoliopsida; Fabales; Fabaceae. Gene Ontology annotation, biological process: intracellular signal transduction; protein phosphorylation. The transcript has 13 exons. Gene Ontology annotation, cellular component: cytoplasm. The record is from RefSeq and is a predicted model, not a curated record. Gene Ontology annotation, molecular function: protein serine/threonine kinase activity; ATP binding.
UUGUUCACAACCACCCUUCAAAUUUUCCAUCCUCUUUUCUCUGCUACCCUUCUUCUUCCCAUUCCCAAAUCCCAAUUGAUUUCUCCCACGUAGGGUUUCUCUGCAUUCUUGUUCCUCCUUCCAACGAUUUCUCCUCCUCGUUCACAAUUUCAAUUGCGAUUUUGUUUUCGAUUCGCUUCUGGGGGUAACUGCAUCUUCAUUCUCGAUUGAAAUUUGGAGUUAGGGUUUCGUUUUUCACUCCAAUUGGUGCUUUAAGUUUCACGCUUUUGGAGCUGCAGAUAAAGGGUCCUUCCAUCUUGUCAUUCUCCACCAAAAAAUAAAGUCAACGAAUUAUUGGUGGUGAGUUGUGGGCUGAGCCUGCAACCGUUGUUAGAAACUGGAGCUAUCGCGAUGUUGGGAGUGAAUCAUAGUGGCUUGAGUUUCUCUAGCCAUUUUCUCCACCUAGCUGAAUGGCAUCCAUUAGAAUAGCAAUGUCAAUCAGGGCUUGAAGCCCUUCCCUUCCUCUCAUAUCAGGGUCAGCGGAAAACUUAGUUAUUAGGAUAAUUGAUUUGGCCGUUUGAGGUGAAUCAGAUUGGUGCUGUGAUGGAAGAGUAUAGGAGUUUUUCAUUUUCCAAAAUGAUGGGCUGCUUCAGUUGCUUCGGGUUCGACAAAAAACAAAGACGCCGACGGACUAGACGUGGCAUCAACAGUUUUCUUCCCCAUCCACUGAUGGAUGGAGAAACUGACGGUGAUGAGGGCUCACACAGUGGUGAUGUUACCAGUCACACCACCAGUGGAGAUGAGAGUAGUGAGGCGCAUAAUAUGCCCAAUCGUUCUGAGGAAAUUUUGAACUAUAGAGCAGAAAAUGGCAUGGUCUGUAGGCGAUAUCCUGUUAAGGAGACCACCAAACUUGUUCGCUCCGAGGAUGAAGAUGGGAACAGGAUGGUAAAUGAAUAUAUUCGAGAGUACAAGAUUGGCUCUGGUAGCUACGGCAAAGUGGUUCUUUAUCGAAGCUCUAUUGAUGGAAAACAUUAUGCAAUUAAGGCCUUUCAUAAGUCUCACUUACUGAAGCUUCGAGUUGCACCAUCUGAGACAGCCAUGACUGAUGUCCUACGUGAGGUGCUGAUUAUGAAAAUGAUAGAACAUCCUAAUAUAGUCAAUCUCAUUGAGGUGAUUGAUGACCCAGAGUCAGAUGACUUCUUAAUGGUACUAGAGUAUGUGGAAGGCAAAUGGAUUUGUGAGGGAACAGGUCGUUCUUCUGCCUUAGGUGAAGAGUCUGCUAGGAAAUAUUUGCGUGAUAUAGUCCCGGGAUUAAUGUAUCUUCAUGCUCAUAACAUAGUUCAUGGAGAUAUAAAACCUGAUAAUCUGUUGAUCACCCGUCAUGGCACAGUAAAGAUAGGGGAUUUCAGUGUCAGCCAAGCUUUUGAGGAUGGUAAUGAUGAACUUCGCCGAUCACCUGGCACUCCUGUUUUCACUGCACCAGAAUGUUGUUUAGGCCUUACGUAUAAUGGCAAAGCUUCAGAUACGUGGGCAGUGGGAGUUACUUUGUACUGUAUGAUAUUGGGGGAAUACCCGUUUCUCGGAGACACACUUCAAGAUACAUAUGACAAAAUAGUCAAUAAUCCUGCUAUAAUCCCUGAUGACAUUGACCCACAGUUAAAGAAUUUAAUGGAAGGAUUGCUUUGCAAAGACCCAAAACUAAGGAUGACAUUAGGCGAUGUCGCGAACCACGCCUGGGUUAUUGGAAAUGAUGGACCAAUUGCUGAGUACUCAUGUUGGUGCCAACGCCAUAGCCUGGAGAGUUAUGGAUCUGAUGAGAGCAAUGUGCUUGUUUGAUACAUACUGACUAAAUUAUUUUAAGUUGGACAUCUUUAUGUGUAGAACAGUGAAAUGGCCCAUUCAAAAUUUUCCCCUUUUGACCCCACGGAGGUAUGUUAUGGUUAUUGAGGAAGUCUUGAAGGAGUCUUUGGAAUUUAAGAAAAUACGCCUCAUCUUGCCAACGAUUAAUAGCCAAGUCAUGUUUAAUGUGCUUUUAUAUUUUUCUCA